UAUGUGGCCCCAUGGGUGAAGAUGUCCCUCGACAUGACUCCAGUGCCCCAUCUCUCCCCUUCCGACACGUCGGAUGUCAGACCGACUCGCCUCAGCUUAAUUCGGCGGGAACCCAGACGAGCCACACUGUGGGAAUGAAUUCUGUGGCUGUACAAAGUGCGCCAUUGAAGACGACCUCAGUCGGCACACAGUUGUCCAUGGGAUCGCUGAAAACGGCACACAUGAGAAGCAAAGGUAUCCAGACAAAGGUGCCUCUUUUCAGUUUAACGGACUCACUACUGGCGUCUACGCCAGUAAAGGGCCCAGGCUGCCGACCUAGCAAGCGACCACGGCUUGAGCUGGAGGAUGAGGAGAUGGAGGAGAGUGACUCUUCAACUGAAUUUCUUAAGGAGCCUCUGGACUCGACUUACAACCCUGGAGAUUCUGUACUUACAGAGGAAUCUGACAUCUCGUUUGAGACACAGUCCAUACAUGAUGAGGAAAAGUAUAUUGUUUUUGAAAGCUGCCUCAAACAGCUGUUUGAAAACUGUCCCGUGUGUAAGAAGGGUUGUAAUCUCCAACGUCGAAGGAUGGGAACUUAUGUGGCUUUCAGUCAGCGGUGUCCACACUGCAGUUACUUCAGAGACUGGGAGAGUCAGCCCAUGGUUGGAAGUACCCCAGUCGGCAACUUACAACUUUCGGCUGCGACCUACUUUACUGGGACCUCCUUCAUCCAACUGGAAAAGCUCUGCAAGGCCAUGCAACUGCAGAUAUUUCGGUAUGACACCUUCAGAAGGCAUGCAAGGAAUUACAUGGAACCGGCCAUUGUUCACAAGUGGAAAAUGGAUCAGCAUGAUAAUUUCCAGCAUCAAUUGCGCCUUGGUGGGGUGGUUGCAGUGGGAGGAGACAUGAGGGCUGAUUCUCCAGGGCACUCAGCAAAGUUUGGCAGCUACUCACUGAUGAAUCUGGAGAGCAACACUAUUAUGGACAUCCAACUGGUUCAGAGCAAUGAAGUAGGUGGCAGCUAUCACAUGGAGAAGGAGGGACUGAAAAGAUGCUUAGAUCACCUGGAGUUGAAUGGAUUGAAGGUGGAGUACAUUGUAACAGACCGUCAUCCACAGAUCCAGAAAUUUCUGAGGGAACGCAGCUUAACUCAGUUCUAUGACGUUUGGCACUUUGAGAAAGGUUUGUCCAAAAAGCUUCAGAAAGCUUCGCACAACGAAGACUGUGAUGUCCUGAAGAAGUGGCUGCAGAGCAUAAAAAAUCAUGUCUACUGGUGUGCCACAUCAAGCACUGGACCAGAAAAGGUGGCAAAGUGGACAUCACUGCUAAACCACCUACAAAAUGUUCAUGUCCAUGAAGACCCCAUUUUCCCCAAUUGUCUGCAUCCUGACCACGCCUCAAGGGAUCCCAAUAAAUGGCUGCAACCUGGGUCAGUUGCACUUCACAAAGCUGAGAAAAUACUGCUCAACAAGAGAGUCCUGAAGGAUGUAGAGAAACUCAGCCACCAUCACCAGACCUCAUCACUGGAGUCUUUCCACAGCCUGAUACUGCGUUUUGCACCAAAGAAUGUAGUUUUCCCCUUCAUGGGAAUGUUGUGCAGGUUGUAUUUAGCAGCAAUGCACCACAACGAAAAUGCUACACGGGAACAAGCCACAACGUCUACUGGACAGGCAGUUUUCAAGGUCGUUUUUCCAAAGUCGAAGAAAGGGGAAGGCACUGUGAAGCCCGUGAAAACAAAACCAACCUUCAACUAUGUACGUGAACUCAUGAGGCUGCUCAUGCAAGAAGUUUUUGAAGACCCCACAUCAUUUGCAGAGGAAAUGAACACCAUCCCCAUCCCUCCAGACCUCUCAGCAGAAUUUCCCAAAACCCCAAAGGCUGAGCUGAUUGCCCGUCAUGUCUCCCGCUUCAAACAAUAGUCAAUAGGUGGUCUGAAGCCUGUGUAGUCACCAGACUGGAACUGCUGCCGUAUCCGCUGCACCACACAUGAUGGGAUGACAACCCGACGACUACGUC
This is a messenger RNA of Sardina pilchardus (European sardine), 1998 nucleotides long. RefSeq lists its product as uncharacterized. Bases 12 to 1901 code for a protein of 629 amino acids. The record is from RefSeq and is a predicted model, not a curated record. Lineage: Eukaryota; Metazoa; Chordata; Actinopteri; Clupeiformes; Clupeidae. The transcript has 12 exons.